Messenger RNA from Phytophthora sojae, 1295 nucleotides. RefSeq lists its product as hypothetical. Gene Ontology annotation, molecular function: protein binding. Lineage: Eukaryota; Oomycota; Peronosporomycetes; Peronosporales; Peronosporaceae. The record is from RefSeq and is a predicted model, not a curated record. Bases 1 to 1251 code for a protein of 416 amino acids. The transcript is spliced from 8 exons.
AUGACGGACGCCAACGCGCCCGAGGAGACGGAGAUCGAGGUCAUCACGGCCGAGGAGACCACGCAGGAGUUCGACAUCGGCGAGGCCCCGCAAGACGACGAUGAGGACGCCAUGGAGGACGUGGACGACGACGGCAAGAUCUCGGCGGAGGACGCCGACGUGCGCGACGACGCCGAGAUGGUUUUCAACAAGCACUCGGGCCCCGUGUACUCAGUCAAGGUGAACCCGGUGGACCCGCGUAUCGUCAUCACUGGCGGAGGCGACGAUGUUGCGGUCAUCUGGAACCGUGAGGACGGCAACGUGCUGUACACGCUGUCGGGCCACCAGGACUCCGUCGUGAGCGUGGACUUCAGCUUUGACGGCAAGUACGCGGCCACUGGCGGCUACGACGGUGUUGUUAAGAUCUGGGACGUCGCUACCGGCAACUUGGUGCAGAACCUGGAGGGACCCUCGCAGGAGGUCGAGUGGGUCUGCUGGCACAAGAAGGGCAACGUGGUGCUGGCGGGGUCUGGCGACGGCACGGUGUGGAUGUGGCUGGCCACGACGGGCGAGUGCAUGCACGUGUUUGCCGGACACGAGGACGGCGUUACGUGCGGAUCGUUCACGGGCUCUGGAAAGAUGAUCGUGACUGGCAGCACUGAUGCGACUGUGCGUGUGUGGAACCCCAAGACGGGCGAGUGUAACCACGUCUUCCGAGGCCACGGCUUCCACGAGGGUCAUGUGACGUUUGUCGCCAGCCACCCCAGUCAACCCCUGGUGCUGUCGGGAUCGCAAGAUGGCACUGCCCGCCUCAUCCAAAUUCAGACGAAGCGUGUGCUCGCUACGCUCUCUCACGAUGGCGUUGACGCUAGCAUCGCUGGAACUGUCAACGACACCUCGACUUCAACGGAGAACUCGGUGGAGUGCGGUGGAUUCUGCAACACGAUGAACUGGGCUGCCACUGGCUGCCUCGGUGGAUACUUGCGCAUCUGGGACUUGGCGACGAAUCAGUGCCGCCACGUUUGCCGCCACCCUGCGGGUGUGAUCAAGCUCCUGUGGCACCACACGCUGCCGAUUGUAUACUCGUCCACUGUGGAGGGUCUGCUCUACGUCUGGGAUGCCCGGACAGGACAGCUCAUGAAGACGCUGGCUGGACACACUGACAUGGUGCUGGAUAUGACCUUUAUCCCCGCCUUCGAGGGCAACCCUGUCGCUGGGCUUCUUACGGCGAGUGACGACGAGUCUGUGCGACUCUUUCGCGUGGACAACUAGGCGAAGGUGUUAAACAGGAAUUCAACACGCUCUCAUUGACUUGC